Molecule: messenger RNA, 1024 nt
Organism: Trachymyrmex cornetzi
Lineage: Eukaryota; Metazoa; Arthropoda; Insecta; Hymenoptera; Formicidae
Gene: Snap29
Product: Synaptosomal-associated protein 29kDa
Exons: 2
Coding region: 91-879 (262 amino acids)
Biological process (GO): synaptic vesicle priming; synaptic vesicle fusion to presynaptic active zone membrane; exocytosis
Cellular component (GO): plasma membrane; SNARE complex
Molecular function (GO): syntaxin binding; SNAP receptor activity
Source: RefSeq, a predicted model, not a curated record
CUAAAUGGGAACAGUUCGAUCCAAGUGCAGUCAAUAAGUAUCAAGAGUUUCUCGCACAGAUCUUGCACAUUGCGAAAAAUUGUCGGGUAAAUGGCGGGUCAUAAUUAUCUGAGCGAUCCAAAAAAUCCGUUUUUCUCAUUAGAGGAUGACGUGGACGAUGAGACGUUUCUAAGGAACGCUCCAGUCAGAAGUGUACCCGCGGGGCGUUAUCAGAAUUUUGAUAAUGAUUUUACGCAAACACGCCAACAAUUGCUGCAACGUAAGAAGGAAAUCGAGGAAAACACGGUACAGUCUUCAGAAAGAUCUGUUUCGCUUCUAAGAGACUCGGAGCAAAUUGGUGUAGCUACAGCCGAGGAAUUAAUCAGACAAAAGGAACAGCUGCAGAGGACAGAAAAAAGAUUAGAUGAUAUUAACAGUACAUUAAGAUUUAGCCAAAAACACAUACAGGGCAUAAAAAGUGUAUUUGGUAGUCUGAAAAAUUAUCUCAGUGGCAAAUCUUUAGAUGCUCCGAUACCAUCCACAAAGUUGUCAGAAUCUUCCAGUUCUGGAUCUAUGACAUCUCCUGCAUUGUCUAACACAUUAGAACAAGUACAAAGCAACAUAAACAAUUCAUAUUCAUCAACAAUGUUAAGAGGAAGUUAUGAUGACCAUAAUCUGGAAGAUGUUAAACCUGCUGGCGAUAGAAUAACUAAAGUUCUCGAACAGAAUCUAAGUGAGAUGAGUGGAUCAUUGGCAAGACUGAAACAUCUAGCAAUCGGUUUAUCUGAAGAGAUAGAUUCACAGAAUGAUCUGAUCGAUAAUAUAACUGAUAAAACAGAGAAAGCUGAUAUAAUGUUGCAGCAACAAAAUAAAGAUAUGUUACAUUUAUUGAAGAAAUAAGUUUGACAUCCGUCAUAUAUCAAAAACUUUUUGCUUAUAAUAAUAUAUACUAACUGUACUUCUAUGAAGUAUAGAUAUAUAGUACAUGUUAAGCAACAGAACAAAUUUUUCACAUUAAUUUGUAUUGUUGAAUCAGUGUAUGUCA